This is a messenger RNA of Arachis stenosperma, 2251 nucleotides long. RefSeq names its product ATP-dependent 6-phosphofructokinase 3-like. The record is from RefSeq and is a predicted model, not a curated record. NCBI's taxonomy places the organism in Eukaryota, Viridiplantae, Streptophyta, Magnoliopsida, Fabales, Fabaceae. Gene Ontology annotation, cellular component: cytoplasm. Gene Ontology annotation, biological process: fructose 6-phosphate metabolic process; glycolytic process. The transcript has 11 exons. Gene Ontology annotation, molecular function: 6-phosphofructokinase activity; ATP binding. Bases 590 to 2011 code for a protein of 473 amino acids.
AUCUUUUAUUUAUUCAUUUUUUAAUAUUUUAAUUUAGUGUUUCCAUUAGCAGCCGUCGCUCCUUUAAUAGACUAGUCACCUCAUUCCUCAAACUCCAACAAUUUAGGGCGGCCAUUUCUCUAGCAGCCGUUUUAUUUUAGGUCAUAAAUAAUUGAAUAAUUUAAUCAUACCUUUUUGACCCCAUGAAUAAAUCAUAUUUGUGUAUUAUAAUGAUAAUUUCAACCCGUAGGAAAGAAAAAUAAAGUUCCCAUAUGCAUAGGGUAAUAUUUAUUUUUGCUAUGAAAAAGCAAAGAGCCGUGAGUUUUUGGAAAUUGGAACCUUGAGUUUGGGUUUGGUGGCACUCUUCUCCGACUCUGUUUCCUACUAUCUUUGACUUUGACUCUGAUUUUGAUUUUGAUGAGCAAUAAUAGUAGUAAUUUAUUAUUUUAUUUUGGUUUACUAUAAAUGAGAGCUUCAUGUGAUCCACUCGUUAUUGCGUUUAACCAGAAACAUUAGUUUAGUUUGUGUUUAUGCUUAUUGCCUUAUUCAUUGAAUCCUUCUUGAAUUGUGAACAAGAGAAGAAGACAAACCGCAUUUGCGACUUUGAGGGAUGGGUUCGUCAGUGAAUUCGAAACCGAAGGUGAUCAAGGGCCCCGCUGGCUAUGUUCUUGAGGAUGUUCCUCAUUUCUCAGAUUACAUCCCUGAGCUUCCUACACAUUCUAAUCCUCUGCAAGACAAUCCCGCUUACUCAGUUGUCAAGCAGUAUUUCGUGCACGUCGAUGACAGUGUUCCUCAGAAGAUAAUUGCUCACAAAGAGAGUCCAAGAGGGGUGCAUUUUCGGCGUGCAGGACCCCGUCAAAGGGUGUAUUACGAAGCAGAUGAAGUUCAAGCUGCUAUUGUGACAUGUGGGGGUCUAUGCCCUGGUCUCAACACCGUUAUCAGGGAAUUAGUAUGCGGCUUAAACAACAUGUAUGGCGUCAAGAAAGUUAUGGGAAUCAAUGGAGGAUACAAGGGUUUCUAUGCACACAACACAAUCGCACUGACUCCAAAAAGCGUGAAUGACAUCCACAAGCGUGGGGGAACCGUGCUUGGUUCAUCAAGAGGAGGACAUGACACCACUAAGAUAGUUGACAGCAUUCAAGAUCGUGGAAUCAAUCAGGUCUAUAUCAUUGGAGGAGAUGGAACUCAGAGAGGUGCUAGCAGGAUUUUUGAGGAGGUUAGAAGGCGUGGUCUCAAAGUUGCUGUUGUAGGAAUCCCCAAAACCAUAGAUAAUGACAUCCCGGUUAUUGAUAAAUCAUUCGGGUUUGACACAGCUGUUGAGGAGGCUCAACGUGCUAUAAAUGCAGCACAUGUUGAAGCUGAGAGCAUUGAGAAUGGGAUAGGUGUUGUCAAGCUCAUGGGAAGAUACAGUGGGUUUAUUGCAAUGUAUGCUACUCUUGCGAGUCGAGAUGUGGAUUGUUGCUUAAUUCCAGAGUCACCCUUUUACCUGGAAGGGCCAGGUGGAUUGCUUGAAUUUGUAGAGAGGAGACUCAAAGAAAACGGCCACAUGGUUGUUGUCAUUGCUGAAGGGGCAGGACAGGAGCUUGUUUCCGAGAGCAUGCAAUCGAUGGCCAAGCAAGAUGCUUCCGGAAACAAGCUUCUUCAAGAUGUUGGCCUAUGGAUAUCCCACAAGAUUAAGGAUCAUUUUGCCAAAUUGAAGACAAUGACCAUAAACCUCAAAUAUAUAGAUCCAACAUAUAUGAUCCGAGCUGUUCCAAGCAAUGCUUCGGAUAACGUCUACUGCACCCUUCUUGCUCAAAGUGCUGUUCAUGGAGCAAUGGCAGGUUAUACUGGCUUUACAUGUGGCCUUGUGAAUGGAAGACAAACUUAUAUACCCUUUUAUAGAAUCAUUGAGGGACAGAACAAAGUAAUAAUAACUGAUAGAAUGUGGGCAAGACUUUUAUCUUCAACAAACCAGCCUAGCUUUAUAAUACAUAAGUCUGAUACUGCUGAAGAGAAUAAGGAAGAACCACCAUCGGAGUCGGCCAAAUAACGCUUUGGUUAAGGAAGAAAAGUUAGGUGUAUUUAUCACAUUGCUGUGUACUUUUAGAAGCUAUUAUCCUGGGUUUACCUUAAUCAUAAUUCAUGCCUUGUAAGUAGUACAUAAGAUUAAGAUCAGAUGGCUGUGACCAUGAGAAGAUAUUCUUUGUUAUGUUUUUGUCCUGUUUCUUUGGAAUUUUCUUUAUUCUGUAAAUGGAUCUCUGUUUUUAUUGGCAACAACUCUAUUUGAAUA